AUGGGCACCCUUGGGAACAGGCAGCUCCUGCUCUGCUGGGCCCUCUGGGGACUCUGCCUGGCCUCAGACUAUGAUGAUUACUCCCAGAACAGCACCAGCGAGCAGCCCGGUGCACCAGAGGUCACCCCUUGUCUCCGAGCCAUUCCGGGGGACGAGGCCACGGUCAACAACGUCACCUACCUGCUGAUCCCCGAGGCCACCCGUGCCCAGCUGGGCAGUGCCGUCACUGUGCGCCUCAUCCCGUGUCUGUAUGUCCUGGUGUUCCUGCUGGGGCUGCCCUCCAACGCCCUGGCCCUGUGGGUGCUGGCCGCGCGGGCCGAGCGCCGGGCCCCCACCGUGUUCCUGAUGAACCUGGCCAUGGCCGACCUGCUGCUCAUCUCCGUGCUGCCCUUCAAGAUCUCCUACUACUUCCUGGGCAACCACUGGCCCUUUGGAGAAGGGCUGUGCCGCCUCACCACGGCCCUGUUCUACGGCAACAUGUACUGCUCCGUGCUGCUGCUCAGCUGCAUCAGCGUGGAUCGCUACCUGGCCGUGGCUCACCCCUUCUCCUCCCGUGCUUUCCGCACUCCCACCUUGGCCGCCAGCACCUGUGCUGGGGUCUGGCUCUGCUCUGCCGCCCUGACGCUGCCCCUGACCCUGCAGCAGCAAUCCUACCCCCUGCUCGGGGCAGGCCUCACGCUGUGCCACGAUGUCCUGCCCCGGCAUGAAGAUGAUGGGUUCUACUUUUAUUAUUUUGUGGUGCUGAUCUCCUGCGCCUUCCUGCUGCCGCUGGUGCUGCUGGUGCUGAGCUCGGGCGCAGUGCUGCGCAUCCUCCUGUGCGGGGGCCGCCGCUACGGCCACGCUGCCAAGCUCACAGCCCUCAUGGUGGUCACCCUCGUGGUUUUUUAUGCUCCCAGUAACAUCCUGCUGCUGCUUCACUACUCCAGCCCCUUCUCCAGGCUGCACGGCCGGCUGUACCUCAGCUACAUGGUCAGCCUGGCCCUCAGCACCUUCAACAGUUGCGCUGAUCCCUUUGUCUAUUACUACGUGUCGGAGGAUUUUCGGGAGAAGGUGAGGAGGAAAGUGUUCAGGGGCAGCAAAAAAACCACCACAUCCCUAAAGACCUCCAAGGAAACGCUGCCGCUGCCCCGUUCCAAGCACUCGCUGGUGUGA
Molecule: messenger RNA, 1152 nt
Organism: Camarhynchus parvulus
Lineage: Eukaryota; Metazoa; Chordata; Aves; Passeriformes; Thraupidae
Gene: F2RL3
Product: F2R like thrombin or trypsin receptor 3
Biological process (GO): blood coagulation; positive regulation of Rho protein signal transduction; phospholipase C-activating G protein-coupled receptor signaling pathway
Cellular component (GO): membrane
Molecular function (GO): thrombin-activated receptor activity
Source: RefSeq, a predicted model, not a curated record